Messenger RNA from Mesocricetus auratus (golden hamster), 1486 nucleotides. RefSeq names its product dynein axonemal light chain 4 (gene Dnal4). Lineage: Eukaryota; Metazoa; Chordata; Mammalia; Rodentia; Cricetidae. Gene Ontology annotation, cellular component: dynein complex. Gene Ontology annotation, biological process: microtubule-based process. The transcript is spliced from 4 exons. The coding region runs from base 266 to 583 and encodes 105 amino acids. The record is from RefSeq and is a predicted model, not a curated record. Gene Ontology annotation, molecular function: dynein light intermediate chain binding; dynein intermediate chain binding.
GCUGGUUGCUAAGACACUCUUGCUCGCUCCUUGACAACCCUGGCGGGGGUGCGCUGGCAGCGGCCUCAGCUCCGGGCCCCGCGGGAGCAGGUGAGGCCGCCGGAGUGCGGCGGGCAGCGCGGCGGGCACCCCUUGGGGAAAGACAUUUUCUGCUCCCGCCAAGUUGGCAAGGCCUGCUUCCCAAGCCUUCUGGGUGGCGUGACUACUGGGCCCAGCACCUCCUGAAAGCCCCACUCUCUCCUCCUGAGGGCACACUGGGAGGAUCAUGGGAGAGGCAGAAGGGAAGAAAGAGGACGCUGACUAUAAGCGACUGCAGACCUUCCCCCUGGUCAGGCACUCGGACAUGCCAGAGGAGAUGCGAGUGGAAACCAUGGAACUUUGUGUCACAGCCUGUGAGAAAUUCUCCAACAACAACGAGAGUGCUGCAAAGAUGAUCAAAGAGACAAUGGACAAGAAGUUUGGCUCCUCCUGGCAUGUGGUGAUCGGCGAGGGCUUUGGGUUCGAGAUCACCCAUGAGGUGAAGAACCUCCUCUACCUGUACUUCGGGGGAACACUAGCGGUGUGUGUGUGGAAGUGCUCCUGACAGCGUCCCGCCGCUCUCCUGCCUCUCCUCUGGGCUGGGGAGCAGCCCUAGGCGAGCCUGGCUCCUGCAAGGAAAAAUCAGUCUUUUAUUUGUCCUUGUGUACCGGUUUCCUGAGCCACACCCAGCAUUUGAAUUCAGUGAUAUCUCCACUCCCAGGCUCUCCAGUGUCUCUCUGAGUCCUGAGCUGUGGACAGGCAUCUCUGUGCAUUGAGGGGUGGGAUCAUGGGACAGGUGAAGGGGGUGAGGUCAUGGGAUUUUUCUCCUUGGAAUGGACUGGUCCCACCAUUCAUCCCAGGAACCCCAAAGCCCUUCUACCCGAAGGACUGCUGGGAAGUAUCUCUUGCCCUUGUCAUUAGUCGCUUUGUGGAAGCAGCCUAAGAAGAGGCCUCUCCUCUCAUGAGACACAGGACACUUCUCUCCUUGUCAUUUGGGAAGGGGGGGUUUCUCUUCCCUUCCCCAGCCUAACCCAGGACUGAACAGACCACCAUUUCUUACUGGACCAGCAGUUCACAGCCCUGGCUUUGGCGUGAGAAUCACAGUCUUCCCGUCCCCUUCUCCCAGCCCGGGCCACACAAACCUUUCAUGCCACCUCCAUCAACUCAGCUGCAUGGCUGAGAGCUAGGGUCAUGGUGUAGAGCGAGUUCUCAAGACGUUGCUGAACUCUGGUGAGACACGUAGGCCAGGAGUGCUCUCACCGUGAGGCCCCGUUAGCAGGGAAACCUGGCCUGCCAGGGACUUCAUCAGGGACCGCAUGCUGUUUGUACUUCUUACCUUGCUGGCUUUUCUAGAUUCUUUUUGAGUGUGGGAAGAAGGGUUUUAGUAGAAGGGUGAAUCAUAUUUUACACAGCGGUCUUAUUUAUAUAAACGUCUUGGGUUUUACAAUUAAAAUGACUAAAAACUAAA